Molecule: messenger RNA, 3122 nt
Organism: Mesocricetus auratus (golden hamster)
Lineage: Eukaryota; Metazoa; Chordata; Mammalia; Rodentia; Cricetidae
Gene: Slc16a10
Product: solute carrier family 16 member 10
Exons: 6
Coding region: 218-1762 (514 amino acids)
Biological process (GO): transmembrane transport
Molecular function (GO): monocarboxylic acid transmembrane transporter activity
Source: RefSeq, a predicted model, not a curated record
GAAGCGGCCACAGGCGGCCCACUCUGUCAGGUGUGUGGGGCCGCGGGCGUGUCAAGUCCUCCGGCCACCGUGUGCGCCGCUCGCCCGCCUGCGGCGUCAGCGCCCUCGCCUCGGCCUCCCUCGUCCUCCCGGCCGGCCCUCGCAGUCUCCGCGAGCCACCCCGGACCUUGCGCCCACGAGCUCUCCCGGCGCCCGCUCGACGGGGCCGCCUCCGGCCAUGGUACCGUCCCAGGAGGAGCCCGUGGCCGCUGCCGCGCGGGGGACAAGCCAGGCGCAGCCGCCGGGGCCCGCGCCCUCGGAUGACGCUCCGUUGCCCGUCCCGGGACCCUCGGACGGCCCCGACGUGGCUGCAGAGAAGGUGGAGGUGGAGCUGGCGAAGUCAACGGGCGAAGAGCCCCCCGUCCCCCCUGAGGGCGGCUGGGGCUGGCUGGUGAUGCUGGCGGCUAUGUGGUGCAACGGGUCGGUGUUCGGCAUCCAGAACGCCUACGGGGUGCUCUUCGUGUCCAUGCAGGACACCUUCCGGGCCAAGGACGGUGACAACAUGGCCUUCAAGACAGCGUGGGUCGGCUCGCUGUCCAUGGGCAUGAUCUUCUUCUGCUGCCCCAUAGUCAGUGUCUUCACAGACAUGUUUGGCUGCCGGAAAACAGCUGUCAUGGGUGCUGCCGUGGGGUUCAUCGGACUCAUGUCCAGUUCUUUCGUAAGCUCCAUCGAGCCUCUGUACCUUACCUAUGGAAUCAUAUUUGCCUGCGGCUGCUCCUUUGCAUACCAGCCUUCAUUGGUUAUUUUGGGACACUACUUCAAGAAGCGCCUUGGACUAGUUAACGGCAUCGUCACGGCCGGCAGCAGUGUCUUCACAAUUUUGCUACCUUUGCUUUUAGGGAGUCUGACCGUCAGAGUGGGCCUCUUUAACACCCUGAGAGUCCUCUGCAUCUUCAUGUUUGUUCUCUUUCUGGCUGGCUUUACUUACCGCCCUCUUGUUCCCAGUGCCAAAGAGAAAGAGAGCGGGAGCAGCAGACUCUCCUUCUUUUCCAGGAGAAAGCUCAGUCCUCCAAAAAAGUUUUUCAAUUUUGCCAUCUUCAAGGUGACAGCGUAUGCAGUGUGGGCUGCUGGGAUACCACUUGCACUUUUUGGAUACUUUGUGCCUUAUGUCCACUUGAUGAACCAUGCAAAGGAAAAAUUUCAAGAUGACAAGAACAAUGAGGUGCUUUUCAUGUGCAUUGGCAUCACUUCUGGAGUUGGGCGCCUUCUCUUUGGCCGCAUUGCAGACUACGUUCCCGGAAUGAAGAAGGUUUACCUGCAGGUGCUCUCCUUUUUCUUCAUUGGUCUGAUGUCCAUGAUGAUUCCGCUGUGCAGCGCCUUCGGGGGGCUCAUUGCUGUCUGCCUCAUCAUGGGUCUCUUCGAUGGAUGCUUCAUUUCUAUCAUGGCUCCCAUUGCCUUUGAACUAGUCGGUCCUCAGGAUGCUUCCCAAGCAAUUGGAUUUCUGCUUGGAUUCAUGUCUAUACCCAUGACUGUAGGUCCUCCAGUUGCAGGGUUACUUCAUGACAAGCUGGGCUCCUAUGAUGUGGCCUUUUACCUUGCUGGCAUCCCUCCCUUUGUUGGCGGUGCUGUGCUUUGUUUAAUCCCGUGGAUCCACAGUAAGAAGCAGAGAGAGACCAGUAAGAGCACUGGAGGGGAGAAGACGGAGAAGAUGCUGGAGAACCAGAACUCUCUACUCUCCAGCUCCUCUGGGAUCUUCAAAAAACAAUCUGACUCUGUUAUUUAAUGCCAUGCAUACCUCCACCUGACUGGAUUUGCUUUUGAAGUUUCCCUUUUAUAUGAAUUGCAAAUUUCUUAUUUUUUUAAUCAUCCUUGGAACAGCACAAAUGGAAAAUGGAAUCUUUAUUACUACCAGAACCAUUUUCUCUCCCCAGAUAGCUUUGGUAUUUCCAGGAAUCAGAGGGAAGAGACUGUUACAGGCAAACGUAUCUGGAAAUCAAAUUUGAACAUUCAAAGCUAUCCAAGUAACAAGCAGCCAUGGAAGCCAUGGAUGCUGUGUAGCUGGCACAGACACAUACAGUGUACCUGAAGUAUUUUGUUGGUUGCUCCAUUUGGUGUUUUUAGUUCCAGUGUUUUAGUUUCUCCUGCAUUUGGGGACUUUUUGCGAAAUUUAAGCCUGGAUCCUAGAUAAUAGCAGGCCAAUGUAAACCUCAAGUCUGUUAAGUGAUUUAAGCUAUAAAACUGGGAGAUUCUGACAUGCUCCAGUAUCAAGGGACCUGCUGGGAGCAGUAGCUCAUAGACAGACACCCAGGAUGGAGAUGAAGGCUCCUCUCACAGGCAGCCGUCGGGCAUUUCCUCCACUAACCUUUCUUCCCUUUGGUCUGUAGUGUGUUUUACUCCAAUAGCCAGAAACACCCCAAAUUUCUGAUUUUUGUGUAAACAAUAAAGUAAAACAGAAUGUGUAAAAGAUAUCCUGACAAUUUUAACAGAAAUUUUCUGACUUGUGGAUUUAUUAGCACUGUAUUGUAAGUGUCUUAUUGAGCAUGUUAUCAGCUGGCAUAAUGGACACAGAUUAGAAGUAGUACAGGACUGUUUUAUCCACUGGGAAAACAUUUGAUAGAAAUAAUUGUUUAAAUUGACUUGUGAAAUUCAUUGUUCUAGCAGGUUAAAUAUACUUAUAAAAAGAAACAAUUCCUAAAUUUUCAAAAAAAUUUUAACAGAAAUUUGCAUUUGUGUGAUAUAGUCAUAUGCUGGUGACAUGGUCACAUUGAGAAACCUGAUGGCCUGUGCUUUUAUUGUGUAGACAUUGCAGGAUUGACAUGCACCAACUGAGGAAAUGCCAUUGUAAUCAACCGAUAGGGUCUCGUUGGCACAGUUCUUUGACUAGAAAUCAAUGUGGUAUUUAUCUGCCAUGUGCUCCUUAUUAAUCCCCCCCUGCCCGAUUUAUGUCUAGACUGUAGAAAGCAAGGUAUUAGCUCCAAGGAUCUAAAAUUAAAACCAAAGUUGGGUCAUGACCCAUUACUCAUUUAUAGAAAAAGGAACACAUUCCUAUAUCUUUGAAAUUAUAUUUUAGGCCUUUAAAGGUUAAAAUGUGAAGUGUAUUUAAAUCGUUAACUUAGAUGAAUAUUAAAUCAUAGUUGAAUGUA